This is a messenger RNA of Leptinotarsa decemlineata (Colorado potato beetle), 1007 nucleotides long. RefSeq lists its product as uncharacterized. Gene Ontology annotation, molecular function: DNA binding. Lineage: Eukaryota; Metazoa; Arthropoda; Insecta; Coleoptera; Chrysomelidae. The record is from RefSeq and is a predicted model, not a curated record. Gene Ontology annotation, cellular component: transcription regulator complex; nucleus. Gene Ontology annotation, biological process: regulation of transcription by RNA polymerase II.
GAUCGCGAUACUACACCGAUAAUUAUCGGAGUCACAUCGGUGAGGGGGACACAGCUGUCGGGUCGCUUGAGCGAGAGAAAGGAGCAGUAUUGAUGAGCGUUGUUCGACACGUUCAUGUCGGGUCAGCAAGAAGACGUGCAAGCCUCGAUUUCCUUCGUGAAAUUGGUGGAGCAGAACCCGUGCUUAUGGAAUUACACAUUGAAAAGUUAUUGUAGGACUGAUUUUACAGGUGUUGCGUGGAAAGAAAUAGCUAAAAAGCUGAAGGAAACAGAACAAAAUUGCCGGGACAGGUGGAAAAAUAUUCGUACCGCUUAUGGGAGGUCGCUUAAGCCACCAAAAUCUGGGUCCGGAGGCAAAUCAAAAAAACCCUACUACUUGGCAACCCAUCUUGAUUUUCUCCGUCCUUACAUGAAGGGAGCUUCAACAUCUGGUAACGUACCACCUGAAGAAGACACGCAAGGUGAUGAAGGAACACUAGAUACCACGGAGACACAAGUUGAAGAAGGCUUGUCAGACACUCCACAAGCACCUUCAGUAGAUGAGGUGUCUGUAGAUAACGAAACUGAUAUUCACCAGGAACCCAGACCUCGUAAGAAAAGAAAAAUUAUUACUCUGUCGAGUGAUGCAGACAAAGCGUUCAUCGGGUGGCUUGACAUUAAGAAAAACAAAGCACAAACACCUAGCGAACAGGAAAAAGAAGAUAGUGACUGGCUCUUCUUUCGCUCAUUACUUCCAGAUUUCAAGAAACUUGGCGACAGACGUAAAAGAGGGCUCAAAAUUAAAUUUGCUACACUUCUCAACGAAGAACUGGAUCUAGCUGAGGCAGAAACCUCAAACACUCCGUGCUCAUAGGCUUCAUCAUCGAUAAGUUAUCCCACGUUUCCUUCAUAGGACUGUGGACCCCCUGCUCUGUCUUAACAUGAACAAGAUGAUAACAUCACUACACUACAUUCCGUUAAUAUGUUAUGAAAUGUAUUACAAUAUAGUAUUCAGAUAUUUUGCUUGUA